This is a messenger RNA of Stegastes partitus (bicolor damselfish), 4398 nucleotides long. Its product is annotated as MORC family CW-type zinc finger protein 3. The record is from RefSeq and is a predicted model, not a curated record. Gene Ontology annotation, cellular component: nucleus; nucleoplasm. Lineage: Eukaryota; Metazoa; Chordata; Actinopteri; Pomacentridae. Bases 72 to 2789 code for a protein of 905 amino acids. Gene Ontology annotation, molecular function: ATP hydrolysis activity; zinc ion binding. The transcript has 17 exons.
ACGCGCCCACUGCUCUGCAUGCUGACAGCACGUACCUGCGCGCACAGGACGCAAGCAUUCAGCUGCGAGACAUGGCGAGGUUAAGCGAGCAUGGGAUUCGCCUGAGUUCCAUGAGUCCUUCCUUCCUCAACAGCAACUCUACCAGUCACACUUGGCCGUUCAGCGCUGUGGCAGAGUUAAUAGAUAAUGCGUCCGAUCCUGGCGUGUUUGCGAAACAGAUCUGGAUAGAUGCGGUUCAUGAAGCCGAUCACCUCUGUGUCACUUUCACUGAUAAUGGCAGCGGCAUGACCCCCAACAAACUGCACAAGAUGCUCAGCUUUGGUUUUACAGAAAAGGGCUCAGGUAAAGCCAGUCAUCAGGCCAUCGGCGUAUAUGGCAAUGGCUUCAAGUCUGGCUCGAUGCGCCUGGGUCGUGAUGCGCUCAUCUUCACCAAGAACGGUGGCUGUCAGACCGUGGGGAUGCUGUCUCAAACCUACCUGGAAAACAUCAAAGCCCAGGCCGUCAUCGUCCCCAUAGUCCCCUUCAACCAACAAACCAAGUCACUGGUUGUGACCGAGGACUCAGAGGCCAGCCUGGCAGCCAUCCUCCAGCACUCCAUCCUCAGCUCCCUGGACCAGAUACAUGUACACUUUGACUCCAUUCUUUCCAAAAAAGGCACCAAGAUAUUAAUCUGGAACAUCCGCAGAGCCAAAGACGGUAAGACGGAGAUCGACUUUGAGACCGAUCCAAGUGACUUUCGUUUACCUGAGAUUCAGAUUGAAGAACUGCAGAAGGGUCAGAGGAACAGCGGAUCACUGAGAACUGAGCACAACAUCCCAGACAUGCAUUACAGCCUCAGGGCCUACCUCAGCAUCUUGUACCUGAAACCAAGGACACAGAUCAUACUGAGGGGGAGGAAGGUUCUGACCAAGCUGGUGUCAAAGAGGUUGACCCACAUUGAGCACGACGUGUACAAACCCCACUUUAGUAAAGAGAAGGUGAAGGUGACCUUUGGGCUGAACCCCAAAAACAAGGACCACUACGGCAUCAUGAUGUACCACAAAAAUCGACUCAUCAAGGCGUACGAGAAAGUGGGCUGCCAGCUUAAGGCUUCAGGUCAAAGAGCAGGGAUUGGUGUCAUCGGCAUCAUCGAGUGUAACUUUCUCAAACCUGCUCAUAACAAGCAAGACUUUGAGUACACCAAAGAAUACAGACUCACCCUCGGCGCUUUGGGCCUAAAACUCAACGACUACUGGAAGGAGGUGACAGAAAAGAAGGCCAGAGAGCGGGAGUUUCAGGCUGUAGACAAAGAUAAAAACAGCACUGAUGAGGGUCCCCUGUGGUUACAGUGUGAAGAGUGUCUGAAGUGGAGAAGCAUCCCUGCAAGCUAUUGCACAGUCACUCCUGAAGACUGGAACUGCAGCAUGAACCCCAACGCACGUUACAGAAGCUGCUCUGCACCAGAGGAAGCAGAAGAGAGCGAGGAGCUGUUAACACCCAGCUACCAGAAAAACCACAAGAAACUAGAGCACCAUAGAAGCAGAAAACGAGAAAAAUCACUCGAGGUUUGUGAUUUCCAGGAACCGGUGGCUAAACAUCACAACCUCUCACGCAGUUCAUCAGAGCCGGUCCAGCCGACCUUCCAGUCCACACACACACCUGAGCGUACAACCGCAAGAAUUCAGCACGAUACAGAAGAUGAGACGCUCCGACAUGUUGAGACAGACACAGAUCACCUCGCAGACCAUCACGCAGACACAAGUGAUGCGCAGACACAGUCGGUCACAAACACAGAAGAGAAACCUGUUGGAAGCAACAUGGCCAUUAAAGACCGGAAUGAAACCACACCAGGACAGACGCUUGUGGAAAAAGAAACCGAUGAUCAGGAGCUUGGAGAUGAAGAGUGUGACACAGAGAAAAACACGGAGGGACAAGAGGAGCACACAGACACUUUAAGCCACAAAAGGCCGUCAGAGUCAUUAUUUUACUUUGUGAAGAAGAAGCGGUACUUCUGGGAGGACCAACUGCCUGAUUCAGGAAAUAUACCAGAUGAGUUGCAUCCUGGGAAGCACACAAACGCAUUCAAGAUAGCGUCUGUGGAGACAAACAGAAAGGACAGCGGAGGACGAGCAGAGAACUCGGACACACUGCAGCAAACCCCCAGCUGCCACACCUGGACACACUCGCCCACCUCCACCCAGACUGUGAUGGUUUCCCCGCUGAGCCGGACAGAAGGUUCACACAGCAGGACGCUGCCUCCAGAAGCAGGCGAUCGGGAAGCGAAACUACAGAGGCUGGCUGGGUUGGAGAAGGAGGUUCAGAGGCUGCGGAGCCUUCUGGGUCUGGAAAUCACAAAGACAACUCAAGCCACAAUGACGAGUUCCUACUGCAGCGCUGAAAAGCAAAAACAAGACCUGGUGAAACCAUCAGUGUGCACAGCAAGCACAGAGAUCGGCUGCCAAACAGACAUGGCUGAGUGCUCUGCUUCCUCAUCUUCCGGCCUGGUUCAGGCUGUAGGACCUCAGGGGCUGCUGGUCCAGGCUCAGAAAGCUGUAUUAGAACCAAAGGAUCAGUCUGAGCAGAACAGACCCAAAAAGAAUGAGAGUCAGAGCAGGAUGAAAGUCAGUGACGGCGAGGCCUGUGAAGACAGCAGAUCAUCACAGGAGAAUCUACGGGACAUCCGCAACAACGUGGUGGUGCUCCUCACGGCCCUCCUGCCCCAACUGGACCUGGCUGGCAUCAGUAUGGAUACCACCGACGUAGACAGCAUCCUGCAGCAGAUCAUUGAGGUCAACUCACUGAAACUAUGAUUGGAACUAAUCCCAAGAGGAAGAUGUCGUCGGUGAUUUGUUUUUAUUGUGUUUUUAUACAAAAUUUGGUUUGAUAUAACUAUGUGUGACAUAAAUAUACAGUAUAUGGUCAGAAUUAUCUUUAAAUGCUCUGUUGGAAAGAAGUGUCAUGUUAUUGUUCUGUCACCGCUAGUGCCUGUGGAUGAGCUCAGUAAUGUCGUAUCUUUACAGCCAUGUGGUAAACAGUUUGUGGACAUGCAAGAGUGUGUCGCUAGUUAUAGUAACUCAGUGUGUUUUCAAUUACAGUUCAGGUGUAUAUAUUUGAAGCGCUGGCACUCACUAGUCAACAAUGCAAAUAUGCAAAAAUCUGAAAAAUAGGCACAAAACUAUUUGGUGCUAUUUUGCAUGUAGUUCCAUAGUUUUAUAAACUAAAGACACAAACAGUUGUACAGAAAUGUAUAUUUCUAUAAUUCAUGAGCAGAGACAAAACACCAAAUCUGACAACUCCUAACUAUGAAGCUUUCUUCUACACAUGUAUUGCUUGUUUGCAGCAGUCCGUUGUCAUAUCAUUUUUAAUACAGUCGACAGUCUUUAAUAAGCUUUGUUGAGAGCCUGUGGGCCCCACUGCUGUAAAAAUUUGAGGCUUUUCUUUGGAAACUCUUUCCUUAUUUUUCAAAAGUGUGCUUCAGUUCAGUUUACUUUCAUUAAUAUAACACCAAAUCACAAGAGACUAUAUGUCAUUUAGGGCACUUUGAAUCUCAAGAUCUUACAAUAUCAUAGAAUUCCAGCGAGUUCCUGUUGAGAAAGGACCUGGUGACCAGCAGAACCAGACUCAGGUUGUGAGAAAACACGACCAGUGAGAAACAACAAAGAAUCAAACAAACACUGGGCGCCUUAGUCAGGCCAGAAAAUGCAGAUCGGAAACAUGCAGCUAAUCUUAAAAGUAAAGAGAGCAUCUGUCUCUUGAACCCAAACUGAGAUCUGGUUCCACAGCAGAGGAGCCUGAUAGCUUAUUCUGCUUUUGUAAACUCUAGGAACCACAAACAAGUUUGUACCCUGAAAGUAAAGUGUCCCACUGGGGUGGUAUGGAACUGAGGGACAUCCUGUGGAAGGAGAAAGAGAAGGGAGCCAAUGGAAAGAAGCUAAUAUGAUAAACUAAUAAUAAUAAUUCGAUCAGCUGGAAAUUUUCUGCAUAGUUAUAAUGACGUUGAGAUAAUAACUAAUUACAGCAGUGCGUCCUGGAAGUAAAUACAUGGAGUAGCUUUUCAGUAUCACUUUGAGACUGAAUGUUCCUUGUUUUGACGUUAUCAUACAGAUGAAAGAAGGCCGUUCUAGAGUCUUGAUUUAUGUGUGAGUUAAAGGACAUGACCUGGUCAAAAAUAACUUCAUGAUUCUUCACAGUAGCACUGGAGACCAAAGCAGUGGCAUCCAGAUGGUUAGAUAAUGUGUUUCAAAUGCAUUUCAGGCCAGAUUCAUGUAUUGCUGUGUUGUUUUUAUUUGUUUCUAUCUGUUUUUAUUGAAGUAAGUCAUACAUAUAUAUACCUUUUUUAUCUGUCAGUGAUGGAGUAAUGUGUUUACAUAUAUCUAAAAAAGAAGACUUCACAUGUUUGCAUUAAAAUACUGAAACUAC